Dicrocoelium dendriticum is the source of this 821-nucleotide messenger RNA. Lineage: Eukaryota; Metazoa; Platyhelminthes; Trematoda; Plagiorchiida; Dicrocoeliidae. The record is from the annotation of a GenBank genome assembly.
CUCACAAGUAUGAUGAUGAUGAUGAUGAUGAUGAUGAUGAUGAUGAUGAUGAUGAUGAUGAUGAUGAUGAUGAUGAUGAUGAUGAUGAUGAUGAUGAUGAUGAUGAUGAUGAUGAUGAUGAUGAUGAUGAUGAUGAUGAUGAUGAUGAUGAUGAUGAUGAUGAUGAUGGUGAUGAUGAUGAUGAUGAUGAUGAUGAUGAUGAUGAUGAUGAUGAUGAUGAUGAUGAUGAUGAUGAUGAUGAUGAUGAUGAUGAUGAUGAUGAUGAUGAUGAUGAUGAUGAUGAUGAUGAUGAUGAUGAUGAUGAUGAUGAUGAUGAUGAUGAUGAUGAUGAUGAUGAUGAUGAUGAUGAUGAUGAUGAUGAUGAUGAUGAUGAUGAUGAUGAUGAUGAUGAUGAUGAUGAUGAUGAUGAUGAUGAUGAUGAUGAUGAUGAUGAUGAUGAUGAUGAUGAUGAUGAUGAUGAUGAUGAUGAUGAUGAUGAUGAUGAUGAUGAUGAUGAUGAUGAUGAUGAUGAUGAUGAUGAUGAUGAUGAUGAUGAUGAUGAUGAUGAUGAUGAUGAUGAUGAUGAUGAUGAUGAUGAUGAUGAUGAUGAUGAUGAUGAUGAUGAUGAUGAUGAUGAUGAUGAUGAUGAUGAUGAUGAUGAUGAUGAUGAUGAUGAUGAUGAUGAUGAUGAUGAUGAUGAUGAUGAUGAUGAUGAUGAUGAUGAUGAUGAUGAUGAUGAUGAUGAUGAUGAUGAUGAUGAUGAUGAUAUGUCACCGUAUCUGUACGCAUUAUUGGAUUUAUUUUAUUUCAUCUUGUCGUUUCAAGUGUUUGCUGUUGCUUGA